AUGAGUUCAACUUCGCCCGCCACCGCUACCAGUCAACCAAAGGAUGGUGACAAAGCCGACGAAUAUGUGAAUCCUUUGGACCAAAGUCCUCGAUGGGCCCUGGCCACGAGGGCAUAUGCAAUACGAUCUGGUGCUAGCCUGGGCUUUGGUAUUUCACAUGCUUGGGCUCCACCGGAGCUGGCGCCCGUCAAAGUGAUAUGGCUCGAUGCUCUCUUGGGCGACUGGAAGGCAAAGCAGGCCAUUCGCGUCGACAUCUGGGAGCCUCCUUCCAUGUCGCCAAGCACGGUCAAUCCAGAAUUUUCAUCCACCUCGCAGCCUCCGGCUUCAGAUUCGCUUGCGCUAGCAGCAGCUCCAAAUGUUGUCGCCAAGACCCCAACGGACGAAGUAGAAGAUAAUGCCAGCAUCAAAUCAGGGUGCAGCAACGCAUCAUCAAGGAGCAGCACGGGGAGCAACAAAUCCAAGUUGAGCGGUCCUAGGAGGCCUAGGUUUCAGAAAAUAGCCAGUAGCCUAAGCUCCAGGAGCUCAAAGUCACUGGCCAGCAUCCGUUCCCGACUAUCGAGGAGUAACACUGCCUCUGGAUUAUCCUUGGACUCUAUCACUAGGCGCCCCGCCGUCAUCAACUUCCACGGCGGCGGCUUCGUGGUCGGUGAAGGCACGGACGACUCACGGUGGUGCGCAGCCGUUGCCAAAUCCCUGAAUGCCGUCGUCUUUUCUGUGAGCUACCGCCUGGCUCCGGGGUAUCCAUUUCCCAACCCCGUAGAAGAUUGCGCUUCGGCCAUAGUCCAGAUCUGCUCUCAGGAUAUGGCGUCUCAGUACGCCAUCGAUACCUCCCGCGUCAUUCUCUCGGGCUUCUCAGCCGGCGGCAACCUCGCCCUCGCCAGCUGGGCCGCCCUCCAAGACCCCGCCCGCUGGGGUUACGACUCGGUUUUACCUACGCCGCCGCUGGAGAUGGCCGGCAUGGCUCUCUUUUAUCCCUUGCUGGACUGGACCAUCACCCGAGACAUAAAGCGGCAGAGCUGCGACCGUCCGGACCUCACGCUCCCCAAAGGACUGACGGAUUUGUUUGACGCUUCCUACAUCUACCCACCCAUACAGAGUAACAAACGUGACGACCCGCGCCUGUCCCCAGGUCUCAUGCCGGAUGGAAUGCUUCAGCAGCUCCCACCCGUGCACCUUUGCCUUUGCGAGUACGACAUGCUUCUCGCCGAGGGCCUGACGUUCACAGAGAGGCUUAGGAGCCAUGGAAGGACUGUUGAGACUCGUGUCGUCAAGGGCGAGAGGCAUGGGUGGGACAAGCCACCGCUAUGGGCGCCCAAGGAGAACGCGGCGGUUGAGUACGAGGCUGCGAUUAGGUCGUUGAAGACUUGGUUGGGUUGA
Molecule: messenger RNA, 1377 nt
Organism: Pyricularia pennisetigena
Lineage: Eukaryota; Fungi; Ascomycota; Sordariomycetes; Magnaporthales; Pyriculariaceae
Exons: 1
Coding region: 1-1377 (458 amino acids)
Molecular function (GO): hydrolase activity
Source: RefSeq, a predicted model, not a curated record